AACAAGGGAACUUACUCUAGUUGUACUUCGACGACGCUCGUGGAUGUGAAAAUAUUAACAACUUGGCUGAGAACCUGUUUGAUGUUUACAAUGAGCACGUCACCAAAUGAAACUGAUGAGUCGAGUCCAAAGCGUUUUAAAGGAUCAAACACAAUCAGUAUUAACCAAAAUUAUGUGCAAGAUGCACUGAAAAAUAUUCUUCGAAAAGAGUUCCAAGCAGGAUCAGGCUUUAAAGAUGAUGUAACAGGAGCAGAGGUACAAUGUACACCAUUUCGUCAUGUAUCUUUGCCUUGUUUUAUUCACGAUGAUCAAUUUGUCUCUGACCUUAUCACUGAGCUUGAAGGACUUGAUAUGGUGGAUAAAAGCAAUGACCUCUAUAAAUUCAAGCAGAGCAUGGAACUAAAACAUGCAAAGACACCAUCCAUCAAAGCAUUUCGAAAAAUGUUGCAAGAUCAAAUGUUACCGUGGUUGAAAGAUAUCACUUGUCAUCCACUGAAUGAUAGGAUAGACUUGUUUUGUUCUCUUUACCAGUACACAGAUGUUCUUCUCUGUCAUGACGAUGAGCUGGAGGAGAGAUACAUAGCAUUUAUUUACUAUCUGGUGCCAAAAUUAUGGAGUGAGGAAGAUGGUGGCUUACUGGAUCUUUUUGAUGUGGAUGAGCACGGGCAGCCGAAGGAUAUCGUGAAAUCCAUCAUUCCUUUGCAAAACAUGUUUGUGUUUUUUGAGGUCACGCCAUCUUCCUUUCAUCAGGUUUCUGAGAUAUUGACACAGGAAAAGAGUCGUUUUGCUAUCAGUGGCUGGUUCCAUGGUCCUCCAGUCAGUCGCCCUGCUUCACACAGAGAACCCCGCAUUCCAUUGUUUCCAUGCACAAGUAUUGAAGAAGAGGGGUUUCUUGACUGGAUCAAUCCAAUCUAUUUAAGUCCAGAGAUUCAAGCAGACAUCAGGGAACGCUUUGAAAAUGAGUCUGAGAUUGAACUAAGUGAAUUCAUCAAGGAAGAGAAGUAUGAAGAGCUGGCUGCUGCAAUACAAUGUAACAGUGUUCCAUGGAGACACCAUGGGCCACCAAACAAGAGAUCAUAUGACACAUGCAGAAUGGAAGACCUGCCCCCUGAAGCUGCCACAGUUAUGAAAAUGAUGCAGUCAGAUGCCAUGUUUCUUCUGCUCAGCACGCUUACAGGACUUCAGCUUCAUGAGCUUGCAGCAGACUCGGAUGAAGAAAAGGGAGCAAGUAGUUCUGCUGCCAAUGGUAACUCAGGAAAAGCCAGCCCUGCUAAAUGCCGUACAGAAGCACAACGGUGGCAGCAUGGUGACUACACUUUAAUUCACGAUACCGACAUCCAUGGUACAGAAUCAGCCCUGGAUGCCUGCUUGUAUAUUGGGUGUGAAGACUGGAGCAUGGCAGCAGGCGGCUACACUUCAUACGUUGCAAGAGAAGAGGAUGAGGAGCUUCUGACUGUGUGCCCAUCUCCAAAUUCACUUGCCCUGGUGUACAGAGAUAAAGAAACUCUACGCUUUGUGAAACACAUCAACCACCAAGCAACACUAGCUAAGAGUUCCAGAUACUACUCUAUGUAUGCAGUUUACUAUGAAAAGCCAGAAUAAACUCGGUUUUUUUUUCAUGCA
Pomacea canaliculata is the source of this 1623-nucleotide messenger RNA. RefSeq names its product prolyl 3-hydroxylase OGFOD1-like. The record is from RefSeq and is a predicted model, not a curated record. Gene Ontology annotation, cellular component: cytoplasm. NCBI's taxonomy places the organism in Eukaryota, Metazoa, Mollusca, Gastropoda, Architaenioglossa, Ampullariidae. The transcript has 13 exons. Gene Ontology annotation, molecular function: iron ion binding; peptidyl-proline dioxygenase activity; L-ascorbic acid binding. Gene Ontology annotation, biological process: peptidyl-proline hydroxylation; regulation of translational termination. The coding region runs from base 82 to 1602 and encodes 506 amino acids.